CCAGGCGUGCUGGCUUCCUUUCCCGAAUGAAGACAGUACAGCCUGAGCUUGACGAGUCCUCAGAGGAGGAGGAGCUGGAACAGUUGACGCUUGCUGACAGCCUUGCUCCUCCUGAGGAGGAGCAGCCUGCCUCCCAGCAGCCGACCACAGCUGAACGGUCAGAUGCUGAAUCCCAGCCAGAAGCUCCCCUUCCCCACCCAGAGCCACCAGCUCAGACGCAGCCAGCUUCCUUAUCCCCUCCCCAACAUCUCCAGACUAUCGAGAGCAACGUCGGCGUAGCAGGGACAGAAGAGACUUACAGACCCGAUGUCAAUCUGCACGCCUCCGGGCUCUGAACAGGCCAGCCUUCUCAGAGGAAGGAGGGGCUUCAGAGGAGGAGACUUGAAGCAGCUGUGCGAGCUGACUGAAUGCUCUCAGAGUAUAAAAGCCAGAGGGAGGGCUCCUUUCAGUGUGGCUUCAACGAGUUCUCUAAGCUGCUACUGUACUGCCUGUGUUUGCUCCUUGGAAUUGUCUCUCUGACCUCCGACCCGGCUUGUCCUCGACUACUCCCUUGAUUUACGGACUCUGCACAUUCCUCGCCUUGCCAGCUGGACCUUGUUACCUGUCAGCAGCACUCUGCAGACUCGGCAGCCACUGGAAGCAGGACAGGUUUAUGACAAAGUUAAUUUCCAAAAUCUGCAUCUUUCCAGAUUUUUUUAACUUUUUUUACAUGUCCACCACAUAUGAUAGAAAAAACCAUCUACUUCCUUACAUUUCCAACAUGACCCUACAUAUUUCUUACCCAUUUUUUCAAUAUCUUUUGGUGUAACAUACCAUCUAAAGAACAUUUUAUACCAAUUUUCUCUUAGUGUUUGGCUUGCUGUAAAUUUUAUGUCCUUAGUCCAAAAGUUUUCCCACUGUUGAAAUGUUAUUUCUUCACCAAAAUUUUGCAUCCAUUUUAUCAUACACUUGUUCUAUUUCUGUGUCUUUUUGAGAGUUGUGAUGGAUAUCUUGAUGCAAAUGUUAGCUCAGUGUGAAAAAGGCAAAUUCUUGCCUGUUUUGUUCUGCUCCACUGUCCAAGGAGAUCUGUUGAUUUUAUUUUUUUAAGAUUUUAACUAAUUUAUUGUGUUUUAAACUGGUUUUAUGAUGAUAUGACUCGCCCUAAGCCUGCU
Eublepharis macularius is the source of this 1151-nucleotide messenger RNA. RefSeq names its product E1A-binding protein p400-like. The transcript has 2 exons. The record is from RefSeq and is a predicted model, not a curated record. Lineage: Eukaryota; Metazoa; Chordata; Lepidosauria; Squamata; Eublepharidae. The coding region runs from base 27 to 335 and encodes 102 amino acids.